AUGCUAAUCCUAACUGGUUUCGUAUUUGCUACCCUCACUUUUUUAAUAACGAUGACACCAUCAACGGGAUUGAAUCACGAGACAAAAACUGCCAGUGCGGACUCCGAGGAUCCGUUUACAAAAAUGAUCCAAUCGCUGAUUAAAGUCAACGAGCAAAGGUUGAGUUCCCUUCAGCGUUAUAUCGACUUGAACAGUUUUUAUAAAGAAAAUGCCGCUCUACUUUUAAGAAAAGGGCUGAAUGCAAAGAAUCCGAAGAGUGUAAAGAUAUAUGAGAGGGCGAUGGUCGACAGCGAAGAUAUCGGAAAAUUUCUUGCGGGCGCAAAGGAAACUCAUGACAUCGUAGUUCUGAAGAAUUUAGACCUGAAUGGAAAAGCAAUUGACUCCGUCACAGGCAGAAAAAACAAUGUGUUGACUGUAAAAACCAAUCAGAAGAAUGGUAAUGACGAAAUAAACCAACGCGGCAAGAAUUAUCUUUAUGACGAAAGCUCUUUCGAAACGGGCUGUGAUAAUCCGUACAAAGAGGAAUGCGGAAAUAAAGGUGGAUGCAGAAGAGGUUGCAGAAGGGCGUGUUUUUCCUCUUUCAGGAACUUUUGCUUGGUCUACUCAUGCAGUUACAGUAUGAGAGCAAAAUUCGAGAAGAACUGCAGGCGCUCAUGCUCUUAUAGAUUCCGCUAU
Messenger RNA from Iphiclides podalirius (scarce swallowtail), 675 nucleotides. The record is from the annotation of a GenBank genome assembly. NCBI's taxonomy places the organism in Eukaryota, Metazoa, Arthropoda, Insecta, Lepidoptera, Papilionidae.